UUCAUACCCCAAAGACAUUUAUAUAGCAUAAAAAUAUGCAGAUAUAGUACUUUUCGUUGUUGAAGAUGAAAUAUAUAUAUGUAUACUUAAAGAUAUUAAUCAAACAAAAGCAAACCUGUCCCUUCAAUCCAAAGCCUUCACCAAGCUCUCAAAAAAAGAAACUCAUUUCUCAUGAUCGACUCUUCCUCUACACUUCUUCUUCUCAUCUUCUCACCACAACACUCAAACGUGAAUAACUCCACCAAUAUCGAAAAUGGCAACAAGAACACUCUAUUUUCCCUUUCUUCAACUAAUAAUAAUCGUAUUAUUCCUAUUCCUUCCCUCUCAUCUCGAGUGUUCGACUUCUACUACUACUACUAUUCAAGAAGCUCUCAACGAAUCCUCAAGGCUUCUCGAUCUCAUCCUAAGAGACUACACUCUCAACUUCUUCAAGAACCAACAUUACUCGAUCAAGACCGGCGUUAACCAACGUGUUCAUCUCCCAUCUAACUACUCCGACAUAAAACUUGACGCAGUUAGGUUCCGAUGUGGGAGUCUCCGGCGAUACGGAGCUCAAAUUGAAGAGUUUCAUAUUGGCGUUGGAGCAAUUCUUGAGCCGUGCGGUGAACGUCUUUUGGUUGUGAGACAAAGCUUGGGAUCAAACUGGUCUGAUAUAUAUUACAAAAACUAUGAUCUCUCUGGUUAUAGACUCGUGUCUCCGGUUCUAGGGCUCUUAGCUUAUAACGCUUUAAACGACGUUGUUUUAGGGAAUAAUGUGAGCAGCUCGUAUCAGAUAAGUCUCCUCCUAGCCGAUGCUAAAGAACCGUCCACGGUUGAUUUCGGGAACGUAUCUGGACCGUCGACGGUAGAGAGAACGUUUUUGGACAAGCCAAUGUGCGCUACUUUCGAGCUCGACGGUAAAGUAACGUUUGCCGGAGAAGUGAAGCCGUUUGUGUGCGCCAUUAAAACCAACGGACAUUUUGGUUUAGUGGUGAAAGAUGAUCCAAAAUCGAACGGUGGGGGAGAGAAAGAGAUGAAGAAGGAGAAGAUUGGACGGUGGAGAAAGGUUGUUGGUGGGCUUGUUGGGUCUGUGACGGUGGGGGUGGUGCUUUUAGGGAUGGUGGUGGCAGCGGCGGUGGUGACGGCGAAGAAGAGGAGGAGAAGCGCAAAAAGGGAAGAAAUGGAGAGAAAAGCUUAUGAAGAAGAAGCUCUUAGAGUAGUGUCAAUGGUGGGGCAUUCUAGGGCUUUUGUUGCUUCUGCUACAAGGACUUCUCCGGGUUACAUGGAACAUGAAUGUGUGCCUAAUUAAUUAAUUAUGUAUACGUUUGUUUCCUUUUUUUG
This is a messenger RNA of Camelina sativa (false flax), 1320 nucleotides long. Lineage: Eukaryota; Viridiplantae; Streptophyta; Magnoliopsida; Brassicales; Brassicaceae. The record is from RefSeq and is a predicted model, not a curated record.